Messenger RNA from Mytilus trossulus (common blue mussel), 1879 nucleotides. Its product is annotated as stress response protein NhaX-like. Lineage: Eukaryota; Metazoa; Mollusca; Bivalvia; Mytilida; Mytilidae. The transcript is spliced from 5 exons. The record is from RefSeq and is a predicted model, not a curated record. The coding region runs from base 173 to 745 and encodes 190 amino acids.
UUUGAUGUUUGGUAAGCUAUUGGUGUAAUUGUUUGAUCGCUGACUCCAAUUACAUUGACUGAUCGACAUUUAUUAUUUUACUUAAUUGUCGAUGAUACAUGACUUAUUAGUAGUUUGCUUGAUAACAAUUGUCUAGUUAGAACUGCAUCUGCGUCCAUUUUAGACGUCAUUCAUGGCCGAGCACAAUGCUGUAAAAACUACUGCUGCCAAAGAAUCGGGAGGGAAAACAGUUGUAAUAGCUUUUGAUGGAAGUGAUUAUGCGAAACAUGCGAUGAAAUAUUUUGCAGAAACCAUCUACCUGCCAACAGAUAAUGUAGUUGUUGUGUAUUGUGUUGAACUUGGAGAUGUCAUUACAACAGAAAGAACAAUAUAUGGCUUAAGUCAAGCGGGAGCACAUAUCUCCAUCGAUCAUGGAGAACUCAAGGAUCUAAUCCAGAGGGAAAUAGGAAGAAUUAAGAAUAAGCUGGUAGAGUUUGCUGCUUAUAUGAAAGAAAUUAAGCUGAACGGCACAGUAAAGAGUACCCAUGCAAGUUCUCCUGGACUUGGAGUUAUACAUGUGGCAAAUGAAUUGAACGCUGAUCUUAUUGUAACCGGAAGUAGAGGUUAUGGUAGAUUCAGAAGGACAUUGCUAGGGAGCGUCAGUGAUUACAUAUUACAUCAUUCGUCUGUGCCUGUCAUGGUGGUCACAUAUCCGAAAGAUCACCAUCACCACCAUCACCAUCAUCACCAUAAACAUAAAGAAUAAUUUUGAUGCAAGAGAAAUAAGGCGACACAAGCGAUAUACAGACAAAUGUUAUCUCUUCACCUGUACUGAAAUGGUUUGAAGGAUUUCAUUGUAUAUUUUUAAAUUAUGCAAUUAUACACAAAUUCAGAUGUACAUCUCUCAGUUUGAUCUGAAACAACUAGGGCUCUUGGAUAUAGGUGGUGUUGGUGUUGAUUCCCUUAAAAGUUUUAUGUGUUUGGGUUCCGAACUUUUGUUCUCGAAGAACGCGGUGAAGGUUAUCUUAGAAACAUUAGUGUCAACACUUUAUUUUAGAAACAUUUGUACAUGUAUCAACACUUUAGUCGAUAUCUUGCGUUUAUUUCCAAACAUUUUCAAUGAUGUGACUACUAAUGAUCUUCUAGCACAAUUAAGUUAAAAAAGUAAUGACAAAUGCGUAUGGUGCGAUGACAUAUUAUUAAAUUGCAUGUUUCAAGCCAAAAGCUGAAAAUUGUUGAUAUGGACGUACAUACAUUAAAUGAAGUGUUCUCUAAAAACAAUUGUUUUACAUGAAAGCUUAGACAAAGUUACCGGAAUAGAGAUACAAAGAUACUUUAAAUACUACUAUUAUAUUAUUGUCUAUAAGCGUGGUCGAAAAAUCCUAGCUUUAACUGUUUCUCACCAUUGACAGACUUUAAUUAUAGAAUCUGGAUGUCUUUAAUCUAAGUGCGAUUAAUCUGACAGUAGAAACAAUUAAUGUCAACUUAAGAUUAUAUGUUCUUCAUAAAGAAAAUGAAAGCCAAUGCUGAAUACUAGUAUAUAUUUUCAUUAGGACUAUAUCAAAUCGUCAAUAUUUCUGAGUGAAUUACUUGGUGGUGUAUUUUCAUAUUUUGUCUGUCCUUUUUUUUUAAUUUAUUUAAUAACUAGACCGCUCUUCCAAUCAUAUUGAAUUUAAGAGCACCAAUGAAAUGAAGGUACGGUUAUUAUAAUAAAUAUUUGAUACCGGGCUCUACGUGCACGACAUAUUUUUUGCUUGGGGAGUUGCAAUCCAAUAUUUAAUCAGUCAUAUCGGUAAACUUGUCGAAUAAAAGGAGAUGGUGUGUAAUCGUCAAUGAGACAACAACCCAACAACAAUACUUUAAUUUAACAACAAUUAAGAAAAGUGGGUUCAAAUAGGCA